UGUUGCUGCUUUUAUUGCCGUCGGUUGUUAGGGGCGCGACUUUGGCAACAUUAUGGAAAAUCAGUUUGUGUUUGGAUCGCGAUGCGAGGAGCUCGUUCAGCGCUGCGCAGUACUAACUGAAAGCGUUUCGGCCAACUUGGUUCUUUGUCAGUUUGCAAUCGCGUUCAUACAAUGAAAUAAACUACAUUUGGUGCAGCUGGAAGAAAACCCACAAAAGGAUUAAGUGCGUGUUUGUAAAACAUAAACUACGGCGAAGCAAAUAGUUCAAAGUUUCAAAAUCAUGAGUCAUGUGAAACAGGAAUAGCAAUUUAAAGAAAGUAUAUAUACUUUAUAUACUGAGCAGCUCAGUAGUGAUUGCUUUUUUUUAACAUUUGACUUUAGCAGCCUUUUUAAGUGUAUCUAAAAAACAGUUUUUCAAAAAAGUGUUAAUAUUGGUUUUGUAUCGAAUGUUGGGGAAAUGUUUUCCAGUUAACACCUUUAAUGCACUACUUUCCUUUUCAACUUAUUUGAGCUACCCACUUGCAGUCAUUACCGGAAUCCAUAUAUUGUCCCCAAUUAAAUCUCCCUUGUGCUGAUUUAUAGUUUACGAGCUUAUGCGAAUGAAAAGCCCCUGGGGAAAACAAGUUCACAGUCUGCGGCCCAGGCGAAUAUUGGAAAAUGUAACCGUUUUUACACAGCGCUAGACAAAGGAAAAGUUGCACAUAAAUUCAAUUUGCGAACGUUUAUGGCACAUCGCUGAUAAACGCAAAGUUAUUGCUAAACUGAAAAAUACGUUUCGGCCAAACAAGAGCAUUACAAAUGGAGUAUGGAAAGUGCUAAAGAACAUCCAGUGAAGUGACUGCGUUGAAUCUUGUUUUCAUGAUUUGUGUGGAAGUGUUAUGUGGCUCUGAAAAGCUGAUAUACUAUCAACUAACUUAAUUGCUGAUCCUGUAUGACAUCGCUGUACAAAAUGCGGAUAAACCACCAAUGGAUAUAUUGUGCGAUCUGGGCUCUCUGCUGUUUUAAUAAAGCUACUCUGGGAGCCAUUCUGGACUCUCGUUGCUAUCUGGAGGGCGGAGGUUCCGCGGAAAGUUUUCUCGCCACCGAGGAUCUGGCGGUAGGCUCCAUAAUCGGCAAGCUGAGGAUCAACGGAGAUGCCAAUCCGGAAACAGGCGACAUCAACCUUUCAUUGAGGGAAAAGAAUGCUCCAGUUGAGAUUCAUCCAGGCACCAAGGAGCUGGCCCUAUCGGUGGAAUUGGACAAGGAGGGUGUUAGAGGUCCUUCGUCCAUCUACGUGAAUGUGAUCUGCAUACGACGGCAUUCAACGGAUCCGAGCUUCGUCAUUCCCGUGAAUGUGCGAGUAACCGAUGUGAAUGACAAUGCUCCCCAGUGGAUCGGAACGCCCUACACUUUAACCCUUUCGGAGGUGACCGUCCCGGGCACAAGAAUCCUGCAGGGAGCCCGUGCCGAGGACGCAGACCAGCCGGGUCCCUUCUCUACGGUGGAGUAUCAGGUGCUGUCAGGUCCGUACUCGGAGUACGUGCAGUUCCUCAAUCCUCUGGAGGGCACGCUGGUGCUAAAGAAAGCUCUCGACUACGAGCAACUGCAGAAUUUCACAGUGAAGUUGAGGGCCCAGGAUCAGGGCACACCGCCGCGUCACUCGGACACGCUGCUGCGGGUGGUCAUCACGGAUGCUGAUGACCAGAACCCAAAGUUCCAGCGGGAGUCCUACAGCGCUGAGAUACCAGCGGAUGGUAGGCCAGGAGAGUUACGCAUGCGGCCGGAGCCAAUGAAGGCGGUGGAUCAGGACGAGGGUAUUUGUGCGCCCAUUCAGUACACGAUAGUCCAGUCGCAGGAUGCCAAGUACUUCCGCAUCCAUCCGCACAAUGGAGCAAUUAGCCUGUUAACACCCAUUGGAUAUGCGGAUGUGGCCAACGGAGCCACAUUGGUGGUAAAGGCCACGCAGAUCGACAAUCCAGAUCGUUAUGCCUUGACCACCGUCCAGUUGACGCGACCUGGCAGUCACAGCGACUUGAGCACUCUGGCCUUUGUCCAGAAGCGAUUCGUAAUGCGCAUUCGCGAGGAUACGGCAGUAGGAAAUCGAAUUCUAGCACUGCCCACCAAUAAGCCCGGCAAACACCUCAAGUACAUCAUUCCCGACCCCGUGAAUUCCCAGUUCUUCAGCGUAGGAUCGCUGGGAGAACUUGUUCUAGCCAAGCCACUCGAUUACGAGAAGAUGACCAAGCACGAGUUCCAAGUCCUGGCCACCGAUGGCAUGACCAACAGCACCGCGGAACUAACACUGGAGGUAAUUGACGUCAAUGACUGGGAACCUCGAUUCCGGGAAACGCACUACGAGUUUAUGGUGCCCAAAAGCCAGUCUCUGCAAUCCCGCGCGGAUUCCUUCGAGGGCGUGCUCAUCGGCAAGGUGGAGGCUGCGGACGGGGAUCGCAAUGACAAACUGGAACUCUCGUUGCGUGGUCAGCACGCCGGACUGUUCGAAAUUGAUUCCAUUGGAAACAUCUACAUGCGACCCGAGCAGCUACAGAGUUUAAACGAGUCCACGGUUCAUCUGAUAGCCAUCGCCACGGACACGGGCGUGCCACCCAGAAGCACUUCCGUUCCGGUGAGUGUCACCAUGGAGGGUCUGACCCUGGCUCGGUCCGGAUGGAACAGCAACAUGUUGGGCAUGUUCGGCAUGAUUGUGGGCCUCUUUCUGAUGAUCAUAGUGGCGCUCAGCUGCUACAUAGUGCGAUCGAAGAAGCAAGGCAAGAGUGCAUCCAGUGGAUUGGGACUCGGUCGGAAUCGGGUGCACAGCCAGGCGCACAGCAGCGUGUCGUCGGCCAAUCUGGUUACCCACGAAAAGCUGGCGGGGAAUGGCAACGGCAACGGCAACGGAGCCAGUGUAACAAGCGGCGGAGUCUCCGUGCUGCACAUGAAGCACGGCGGUAAUAUCACCAUGGCCAAUCCGAUGAACAAUGGCUUGCAUCACGUGGCCAGUGGAGCCAGCAGUAGCAUGGCCCUCGGUAGUUCCGCCGCCUUGUUGGAGCGGGAACGAGAGAGGGAGCGGGACCGGGAGCGCCAGCGGGAGAGCUAUGCGGCCACAGUGCGCAUCUUCUUGCCAGGCAUAGUUUCGCGUGCUUCCGCCAACGGCCAGCUCUUCGAGGAGGAUGAGAUCGAGCACGACUCACUGCAGACGGAGAACAACAACCGGAAAGUGGCUGCCACGGGAGCGGCAAGCGGCGGGGUCACCACCAUCAGCACCACCCCCGCCCAUGCGGGCUCCAAUCUUCUAUCCGCCACCGAUGCCAUGGGCUCCUCGGAGAACAACUUGACGGUCUACUUUUAGAGCGCAGGAGGGGAGCCAGCUACUCCCGGAGAGCUUGUAAAUAUCGCUGCUAAGUCAGUUUAGGAUUAGGUUUAGGCCCCGCACACGUGUAUGUACAUUGAGUAGACCAAAUAUAGCAUUGUAAACAGACUCAGCACCAGAUCUAGACUAAGUCCAAGCGAUUUCCAUUGUAAAGUUUUGCUUCCCAGAUUGUAAGAGGAUCCGUCCAAUAAAGUUUUCGACUAUUCAAGCAUGUUGGCCCCUUCCAUGCAAACAGUUUUCCUUACGAAUCUCGUUGUUUAUAUUCU
This is a messenger RNA of Drosophila erecta, 3615 nucleotides long. It is a transcript of the gene Cad96Cb, whose product is annotated as protocadherin-23. The record is from RefSeq and is a predicted model, not a curated record. Lineage: Eukaryota; Metazoa; Arthropoda; Insecta; Diptera; Drosophilidae. Gene Ontology annotation, cellular component: plasma membrane; catenin complex. Gene Ontology annotation, biological process: homophilic cell-cell adhesion. The coding region runs from base 932 to 3328 and encodes 798 amino acids. The transcript has 6 exons. Gene Ontology annotation, molecular function: cadherin binding; calcium ion binding.